ACCAACGUAGUCGUAACGCGGAAGCAUCGACGCCAUUUUGAACGACGAGCACGGCGAUGGUGGCGCGGAACACCGCAUGCCGCUGGGUCGUUCACUUCCUGCGACGAAUCUUUCUUUGCUAGAUCGUAGCCACGUGAAAACACCAUGGAGAAACCCGUCGUCCUGGCGCGUGUAAUUAAGGUCCUCGGACGCACUGGAUCUCAGGGUCAGUGUACACAAGUGAAAGUCGAGUUCCUCGGAGAAGAGAACCGACAAAUCAUCAGGAACGUGAAGGGCCCGGUGCGCGAGGGCGACCUCCUAACCCUCCUCGAGUCCGAGCGUGAAGCUAGGAGGCUAAGAUGAGCGGCUCCGGAGUUUCUAUCGACACAUUUAUAUAAAUUUUUUAUGGAACCUUGUUACCAGCGACUGUGUAUUCUUUGGAUCUGCGCUGCACCUAGACGUACGACAAUGGACAUCAAUGUUGACAGUGGUUGUUCUUAAGAAAAAUAUCAUUUGUGACUGUACGCCGAUGAAAAGCUUUCAAGAUUUAGUGCUAUUCUGUCUGGAAUAAACAUUUACUGGUAACCCAUAA
Messenger RNA from Nasonia vitripennis (jewel wasp), 571 nucleotides. RefSeq names its product 40S ribosomal protein S28 (gene RpS28b). Gene Ontology annotation, molecular function: structural constituent of ribosome. Gene Ontology annotation, biological process: ribosomal small subunit assembly; translation; maturation of SSU-rRNA. Gene Ontology annotation, cellular component: cytosolic small ribosomal subunit; ribosome. The coding region runs from base 145 to 342 and encodes 65 amino acids. The transcript is spliced from 2 exons. The record is from RefSeq and is a predicted model, not a curated record. NCBI's taxonomy places the organism in Eukaryota, Metazoa, Arthropoda, Insecta, Hymenoptera, Pteromalidae.